Molecule: messenger RNA, 402 nt
Organism: Trichobilharzia regenti
Lineage: Eukaryota; Metazoa; Platyhelminthes; Trematoda; Strigeidida; Schistosomatidae
Source: the annotation of a GenBank genome assembly
AUGCGAUACAAAAGUUUACAAAAAAGUCAGACAUACUGUUCUGUCAUCUCAUCACUUCAGUUGAUUUCAUCUUUGAUGUUGGUCAUACAUCUAGCCAGUCAAACAACAGGAUACAUGUUGUACAACAAUGGAGUUUUAUUGAAGGGAUUGAAAUUUUCUGAGCCAUGUCCUGAACAGAAUUACAAGUUUCAUAAUCCUACUGGAAAUUUUAUGUGUGUAGUGCCAACGCCUAAAGAAUGCUUUAAAUUAUGCCAAGAAACUGGAUGUACCGAAUGGAAUCAUAUGAAUCUUGUUCCAUCUGGUAGUGAAGAAGUUAAACGCUAUCAUAGAUGUCGAUGUUUUCCAGAAUAUAAUAUGUGUUUCUAUAAUUAUGUCCCAAGAACUUAUCGUGACUUUGAUUAA